GCCAUACUUAAGAAUGUUAACUGUAGUUGUCAUUUGUGCUACUUAACUUUAAUCUCUUGAUAUUAUGAAUGUUAUGUUAUAGAUAUUUCGCCGAGAUCAAUAGUAUAUAACCUUAAACGCCUUUAAAAUGUCGGCAAAGACUGAUCUGCAGGACGGUGAUGGCAAAGUCAGCAGGGUGAUUCGUGUUGGCACCAGGAAAAGCCAGCUGGCCCGCAUUCAGACAGACAGUGUUGUAGAGAAACUCAAGGAGUUACACCCUGAUGUGCAUUUCGAAAUAGUGGCUAUGUCAACAACAGGAGAUAAAAUACUUGACACAGCUUUAUCCAAAAUUGGCGAAAAGAGUCUCUUCACAAAGGAACUGGAGAAUGCUUUGGAAAAAAAUGAGGUAGACUUGGUCGUGCACUCUUUGAAAGACUUGCCUACUGCUCUUCCUGUGGGUUUCACUAUAGGAGCUGUACUGAAACGUGAAAACCCUUAUGAUGCUGUUGUCCUUCACCCCAAAAAUAAAGGCAAAUGUCUAGACUCCCUACCCAACAAAAGUGUCAUAGGUACCAGUUCUCUUCGCCGGGCUGCACAGCUGAAGAAAAGAUUUCCCCAUCUGGAGUUUAAAGACAUUAGAGGUAAUCUCAACACUCGUCUGAAGAAACUGGAUGAACAUAAUGACUUUUCUGCCAUCGUCUUGGCAGCAGCUGGUCUUCGUAGGAUGGGCUGGGAGAACCGCAUUAGCCAGGUUCUUAAACCUGAGGACUGCAUGUAUGCUGUUGGACAGGGUGCUUUGGCCAUUGAGGUGCGAGCCCGAGACCAGGACAUCUUGGAGAUGGUGUCGGUACUAAAUGACCCUGACACUGUCCUGAGGUGCAUCGCAGAGAGAGCUUUCCUUAAACAUCUGGAGGGGGGCUGUAGCGUUCCAGUUGCUGUUUACACAGAAAUUAAGAAUUCACAGCUUUAUCUGACUGGAGCAGUGUACAGUCUUGAUGGCUCGGAUAGUCUGAAAGAGACCAUGCAGACAAGCAUCAAUUCAAAUCAGAUUGAGGAGCAAGAGAAAGUUGACGAAAAGGUCCAGCGCGUGGGCAUCACCGCCUUAAAGGUGUCAGGAGAAGAUCAGGAUGCUGCAGUCAAGUUAGGAGUGGACCUUGGAAUUCUGCUGCUCAGCAAGGGAGCCAAAGAGAUACUGACUGUAGCCAGGCAGCUUAAUGAUGCCCGAUAGGUAUAUAAUGUCCUCAACUCAAUCUACACAUUCUUUUCUUCUCACAAGAUUAUGUAUCAGCCAGUCAAAAGUAUUUUCUAAAAUGAUGUGUUUCUGACAUAAUAUAUGGACGACCUUACUAUAUUUUUAUUUGCAGUAAACCAUUAUUGCAGUUAAUUAAAUCUGAAUGUUGAGAAGGCAGCUGUACCUAGAAGUUGGUUAAUUGUAGUUACUACUGAAACACAGACUUGCAUUAUAAUAAUUGCAGAAAAUAACUUGGUUAUUGUUCAUAUCGCAGCAAAUCACCUUUCAUAUAAACAACUCUUUUAAACUUGCAUCAAGCUAAACCAACAGAAGACCAGCUUGGCCAGGCUGGGAAACCAUCUUAAAUCAGCUAAGCCAUUCUUCAGCAAAGAGAUUAAACCAUGAACCCACAAUCAUGCCUUUUAAGAUGGUGUGUGUUAAUCUAAGCACAUGCUCGAAUGAAACUUGAAUUUUAGUGGGAUAUAAAUCGUAUAAGCUGCUUGAAGUGUCAUCUACAUUUGUUAUUUUGUGUGAUGCUUUCACUAACUGGUUAUAUGCACAUGUGAAAGUAUACAGCCUAAUAAUCUGUAUUCCACUACAAGACAUUUUGUAUGAUAGGGCUGGGUGAAACAAAGUGAAACAAUGUGUACAUCUAAGUCAAAUACUCAUAUUAGAGGUAACAAUCAACUUUAUUAAAACAGUGUAUGAUAAGCAUGCAAUUCAUAGACCAUUCCUCCCUGUUUAAAAAUAUACAACUGCACAAUAUGCAAACAGGUCAAGCUAACGUCUGACCUCAAUGUACAUUUCUAAGAGAGCUUCUGUUGCAAAGAAUCAUGUUAGACCACACUGUAAAAAGUGAAAAGUUGGAUCAACUUAAAAAAUGACUUCAAUUGUGUAAUAUUGUACAUGCUUAAGUAAAAAAAAAAACAUGAUAAAUUUGAUUGAUAAAGUGAUAAAUUUAAGUUGGAAAAAACAACAAGUAAUUUUUUUCAAGUUGAUCCAACGUUUCACUUUUUACAGUACAUAACGAUAUAGACCGCAUGGUCUUUUCCUGGAUACUGCUGGGAAAAAAUAACAAUAUAUUUCCAAAACCAUGAUGUGGUCAGCUAUUGUUUAUUUGAGUAUAAAUGUUUUUAACUUCAAAAUAUUUUCAUAUACAGUAUUUGCCAGUAACACAUUUAAAAUCCCUGUGUUGUUUUUCAAUAGCCUUUUAAAUUAAUUGCCAAAUCAAACCGCUUCAGUGCCUGGAAAAUCUUCAAAUCUUAGCGUUUAAGUUUAUGAUGCCCUAAUUUAAUGGAGUGAAUCAUAAAUUUUUUAUUUAAAACCUUUUUUCUUUUAGUCAUUUUAAAGCUUAAGUCAGUGAUUUUUUUUCUUGCAAUAAUUGUCAGGCAUCUUGUACCUGCAAAUGAAUUAGGAUUUAUUUCGACCAGUAUUUAUUUGUCAUUCUGUAGCACUGAUUUUUGUUUAUGGCCUAAGUCUAUGCUGAUUCAAAACGAACAUGUGCCAAAUUUCUGAUUUUUGGAAUGAUCUUCAAUUGUUGAAAUUCAUAUGAUGUUUUUAACUUAAUUUUAAUUUAGUUGAUUGUUUUAAUUUCAGAUUUAGGGGUGACAUACUAAUAAACUGAACUGCAAAAAAUGUAAGAGGAUUAAAUAUUUUUUUUGUUAUUGUUAAUUUGUGAAGAGAUUUGUACACUCAGAUGAAGUGUCAUUUUUACAAUUUUCAGAUGUAUUGAGCAAAUAAGACCAAAUAAAUCAG
This is a messenger RNA of Paramisgurnus dabryanus, 2965 nucleotides long. It is a transcript of the gene hmbsb, whose product is annotated as hydroxymethylbilane synthase, b. Gene Ontology annotation, molecular function: hydroxymethylbilane synthase activity. The record is from RefSeq and is a predicted model, not a curated record. Gene Ontology annotation, biological process: heme biosynthetic process. Gene Ontology annotation, cellular component: cytoplasm. NCBI's taxonomy places the organism in Eukaryota, Metazoa, Chordata, Actinopteri, Cypriniformes, Cobitidae.